Messenger RNA from Letharia columbiana, 693 nucleotides. RefSeq lists its product as uncharacterized. NCBI's taxonomy places the organism in Eukaryota, Fungi, Ascomycota, Lecanoromycetes, Lecanorales, Parmeliaceae. The transcript has a single exon. The coding region runs from base 1 to 693 and encodes 230 amino acids. The record is from RefSeq and is a predicted model, not a curated record.
AUGACACCUCAUCAGUGGGAAGAAAACAGGCGGCAGGCUGUAUAUACCUCAUUGUUCGAUAACUUACUUUACACGCAUACAAAGACAUUGCAUCGAUCUCAGAUCCAGCCGUCAGGUACAGUCAAAAGCGGCCUUUCAAAGUCAAGUAAUUCAACAUCAAUCGUUUCAGCCACUCAUCGUCCUCACCCAUCAAAUACUCUACUCAAAAGCAAUCUCCCAAAACCCCAGAAACCAUUCCCAUCAAGCAACCCUUCCCCAACGCAUCACGACGCAGCAUAUCCCUCAAUCCAACCAAAAGCAUCACAACCCUCCCCAAUCCCACAAAUCACUACAACCUCACCACCACCACCCACCACCGCUCCUCCAAACCCACAAAGCGAGCGAUCAAACGCACGCACUCCAACAUCCUCGCCGCCAUAUCCGACCCCGGCUUCCAAAAACCCCUCGACCACCUCACCCCUCCCCCUCGACCACGACGACCCAAUAACCAUCGAGCGCACGCUCCCAUUCUUCAACACCGCCGGAUCGAUCCGACCAAGCGAACCCGCCCGUCCGAACCAUCUCCCAUCCCCACGCCAAACAAACCUGUCCACUCCAUCGCGGAUAACGUCGCAAAGGUCUCCCACUCCGAUCGCACGUCGUGAGGCGCCCCUGCGCUGUACGAUACAUACCGGCGACGUCGCACAUAGCUAG